AUGCCCUUAAAUCCAAAACCCUUCCUUAACGGGCUAACAGGAAAAGCCGUGAUAGCAAAGCUUAAAUGGGGACAUGAAUACAAAGGAUAUCUUGUGUCUGUGGACGGAUACAUGAACCUUCAGGUAUGGCAUAUGAAGGGUAGCCGGCAUCACAGACGAGACUAAACUCUGGGUUUAGUCCCUCUGUGAAACAGUGCCAAAAUCCUUGUCCUGGGCCCAAAUCUGUAUACCAGGAUUUGAGUACUUGCUGUAAUUAGUUUGUUAAAAAAGCCAUUGCUGAUUUGCCAAUAAAGAUAAACGCACUUCUGCUUAUUUUUUGAGCCCCUGGUACUGAUAAUUUUUCUGAAAAAAGGAUAGGUAGUGUGAGAAUCUGUUAAGUACGUAGUAACGUAGGGUUUCUGUUUGGCAACAAUGAUCAGAUAGCAUUGCUUUUCUCGCAGCUUGCCAACACAGAGGAGUAUAUUGAUGGGAGCUUAGCAGGUAACCUUGGGGAAGUUCUUAUCAGGUGAGUUUUAAUUGUUACAGUCUUUAAGUUACAGUUCCAUGUAGAUAAAAUAAAAGACUGCUGUAGAUAGAAACUGAAACAGUGGCUGCAUUAAGGUGGUAGUACAUGGCCUGUAAAAUGUAUAAUUUCUCAGGUUUCUCAAACACAUGGUCAAAACAAAACCUUGUUAGAAACAUGAACAAAACUGGAGUGGAAAACGAUUGUGGGAUCAUUACUGGGGUUGUGCCGGCCAGCUUUUGGCUAUUUGCUUUCACCCUGUACCCAGUAAGAAUCCCAGAAGUCUUUGCAAAAGUUAACUAGUCCCAGUCUCUCUCUCUUUUCCAAAGUGGCUAAUUGUAAGGAUAGGAAAUAUCAGACUUAAUGUAUUUGAAUGUCAACCUUUUCUUGUACUUAAUAAUAAUUAAUGAUAGAAUGAGGUUAUUUUGGGUGUUAUUUUUACUAGGUGUAACAAUGUUCUGUAUGUGCGUGGAGUGGAUGAGGAAGAGGAAGAUGGCGAGAUGAGAGAAUAA
This is a messenger RNA of Porites evermanni, 1014 nucleotides long. The record is from the annotation of a GenBank genome assembly. NCBI's taxonomy places the organism in Eukaryota, Metazoa, Cnidaria, Anthozoa, Scleractinia, Poritidae.